CUGUACUAUGUCUGCAGUCUCUGGUCAUCUCCUGUACUGUGUCCGCAGUCUCUGGUCAUCUCCUGUACUAUGUCUGCAUUCUCUGGUCAUCUCCUGUACUAUGUCUGCAGUCUCUGGUCAUCUCCUGUACUGUGUCCGCAGUCUCUGGUCAUCUCCUGUACUAUGUCCGCAGUCUCUGGUCAUCUCCUGUACUAUGUCUGCAUGUCUGCAGUCUCUGGUCAUCUCCUGUACUAUG
Molecule: messenger RNA, 235 nt
Organism: Staurois parvus
Lineage: Eukaryota; Metazoa; Chordata; Amphibia; Anura; Ranidae
Source: the annotation of a GenBank genome assembly